Saccharomyces cerevisiae S288C is the source of this 2016-nucleotide messenger RNA. RefSeq names its product Rup1p (gene RUP1). The transcript has a single exon. NCBI's taxonomy places the organism in Eukaryota, Fungi, Ascomycota, Saccharomycetes, Saccharomycetales, Saccharomycetaceae. Gene Ontology annotation, cellular component: cytoplasm; nucleus. Bases 1 to 2016 code for a protein of 671 amino acids. The record is from RefSeq and is marked reviewed.
AUGAUGGAUAAUCAGGCUGUAAAGUCACUGCUAGAAAUGGGUAUUCCACACGAAGUAGCUGUGGACGCCCUCCAAAGAACUGGCGGUAAUUUGGAGGCAGCAGUUAACUUCAUCUUUUCGAACGAGCUGCCGGAGCAAGCGGAAAUGGGUGAGGAGAAUGAUGGCAGUCAGCCUAGGAUUUCUGAGAACAAAAUAGUGGCUGGAACCAAGCCCUGCGAUGUUCCGAACAACGGGGACCAAGACAUUGAUAUGCCGGAUGUGAGUGGUGUCGAUGUUGAUUAUGAUGACGAUGAAGACAUCACGGAUGAACGCAGCGGUUCUAAUAGCACCAGCGGAUGCAGGGUUACUGCUCAGAACUACGAUCGUUAUUCUAUAUCGGAGACAUCCAUUCCUCCCCCCUCUUAUAGUAUAGUACAACACAACGAGUUCAAGUCGAACGUGGGCGAUCCUACGGUUGUGUUGCCGCUACCCUUGAAUAGUCUAAUUGAGAGCUAUUUUGGGCUGUUUGCGUUGCUCACGGCCGUGUAUUUCCCACACGUGUUCUUGAAACCGGACUUUAAGGAUUUGAACUAUAGGGCAGACUGGUUCAAGGGCUCAUCGUUUACGGAGCCCAAAUACAGACUUGCAUAUUGCGAGGCAGAAGAUGGUUCCACUACGUCGGAGAUCGUGCUGGCCAGCGGACCUAAUGAAGGGUUGCAACCGCAUCUGCUCUGGCAGUUGCAAAAACUCAUCUCCGUGGUUAACACGCGAAAGUGUGAAAGAGCCUUUGUUUCGGCCAAGGUGUUUACGUCGUCCUUGGAACCGCAAUUGAGGUCCAAGCUGGCCGAUUCCGAGCAUCUUUAUGAGGUGCUCCCAGCGUUUAUCAAAUCAUUGGCAGUGGAUUUGGAAAUGUGUCCUGGGAUCAGAGACCGGGAAACAAGAAGUCUCUUUAUAUCUUCUGCUUUGCAUACUCCGAACAAGAAUGAACCUCCAAUGGAGACGUUUUUGUCCUUGUUUCAUUUUCUUCCUGAAGAGUACGAUUCUAAUCUAUAUAAAAUGUUCAACGUUUUAUUGUACCCCGAAGAAGAGGAAGAAGAAGAAGACGUGAUUCGUGGUGGCGAGCAAGAAGAGGCGAGAUAUGUGGAACCGGAGAAUACUUUGAAGGAGGUGGCACCCGUAUUAACAAUCCUGUUCAAUGAACUAGAAACAAAUACAGAAUCAGUGUCUCUACCCAAUGGCGUGGAUAUACCGCUUGAGUUUUACCCACAGCUUUACACCAAACAGUGCAAAGACCAACUAAUAAGACAUAUUAUUUCUAAACGAAAGCAAGCGCGGACCAGAUCCAGAUGCUUGCUUCAAGAGAUCAACGAGUUAAAGAGUUACCAAGGCAAAAACAUAUCCACUAUUCUAGAGUCGACGCUGGCGUAUCUACAAACAAUUCCUGACGAUGCUAAUAAUGAAGCAGCAAAGCAGAUCGCAUCGUUGAAAGAUACAUUAAAUUCUGCGAGAGCCGCUAAAAUGGAGGAAUAUAAGGACUUGGCGUCCAAACUGCAUGGAGAAUGGAACCUUUCACAUCCAGAGACACACAUAAUCAACACUGCAAAGCAAUUGGGACUGAUCGAAAAUCCCUACAUCCUCACAAUGGCAGCACUAUCGCCAUAUUCAUACUUUAUCAGAAGCAGAAACGGUGCAUGGUCAUGGAUACAAAGUAAUACGUUGGGAACAGAAUUCAAGGUGAAAAAAUGUUCGUCGCCUUCUGUCGUUCAAGAAGCCAUCAAGCAUGGCACGAAGUACGCAAGUGAAACUCCGCUGAUGUUCAUAUACUGUGAAGAGGGUAAAAUUCCCACGGAAGAAGUAGUCGCGGAAGCGUUGAAAAGCAAUAGCGGGUGCUUAAAAUUUGCUGAGGAUGACCAAAAUUCAUUAAAAACAUUGCGUUCGCAAUUUUUCGAUGGUAUGGGAGAUCCUGAACAAGCCACCAACAAUAUUAACAAUGGUAACGAUAAUGACAAUGACGAUGACAUCGAUUCUGAUAAUUAG